Messenger RNA from Diaporthe amygdali, 2469 nucleotides. Its product is annotated as fungal specific transcription factor domain-containing protein. The coding region runs from base 1 to 2469 and encodes 822 amino acids. The record is from RefSeq and is a predicted model, not a curated record. Gene Ontology annotation, molecular function: DNA-binding transcription factor activity, RNA polymerase II-specific; DNA binding; zinc ion binding. NCBI's taxonomy places the organism in Eukaryota, Fungi, Ascomycota, Sordariomycetes, Diaporthales, Diaporthaceae. Gene Ontology annotation, biological process: DNA-templated transcription; regulation of DNA-templated transcription. The transcript has 4 exons.
AUGAAGACCGAAGACGACUCUUCCGACCUCGUAUCUACCGUGCCUCCCGUUCCAGCCUCCGAGUCCGAUCCCGCCGCGCGCCUGGGCCCUUCCGGCGCUGCUGCCGACUCCGAUCUCACCGGCCUCUCAGCCACGAACCUCACAGGCCCCUCCACCUCGCCCACCAGGCCCUCCCAGUCUAAGCGGACCGUCUGCGAUCACUGCAGGAGACGAAGAAUCCGUUGUGAUGGCCAACUUCCGUGCCAACAGUGUCUCAAUGCCAGCUUGACCUGCAAGCGGGAUCAUGUUCCCAGGAAGCGUGGCCCCAAGAGGGGCCAUGGCCGUGUCAUCAAUGAGUUGAGAGCGCGGGAAAAGGAAAGGGACAGCAGGGACAACAGUGCAGAACCGGAAGUCUCAGGGCCCCGUAUCGGCUAUCCGUCAACAGCACUGCCACAGGAUGUCUCAUGGCGGAACAACGCCUCAGAUCCUCGCAAUGGGCCAGAACCAAGGAGCAUGUUCACGUCAGACCAGCACCAACCUCUCCACCGGCCCUUCCUGCACCUUGUGCCGCAAUGUGUCGAGCUUUACUAUGAACACAUAUAUCCCAUCAUGCCCGUCCUCUACAUGCCCGCUAUCCGUUCUAUGAUUGCAAGGCAGAUGACGCCGUCCGAAAAGAACCUCAUCUAUGCCCUGUGUGCCCUGGUGAGCAUGCACAUGUCCGGAAAGAGCCUCAGCUUUGACGGUCCAGCGUCGUGGGAAGACGCUGGUCGCUUCUUCCUGGACGAGUGCGUUUCCAACCGGCAGUCCUAUGAUUUCAUGGAAGAUGCAUCACUGAACGCCGUUAUAUCAUCAUUUUGGUUAUCGACUUCUUUCUUCGAGAUAAACCAGAAUCGGAAGUCAUGGCUGUAUUUGAGAGAAGCACUCACUCUGGCUCAGGACAUGGGGCUACAUGAUGAUUCAACAUACGUUAGCUUAUCGCCUCAGGAGGCUUUGUGCCGGCAACGAGUUUUCUGGAUAUUAUUUGUAACUGAAAGAUCUUUCGCCAUCUUGCGCAACAAACCCAUCACGUUUAAGAAGACGCCUAUGUUACCAACGACACGUCAUUCCUAUGAGUCCCCGGACAUUCAUGCCGGCUUUUUACAGCUGGUGUCGUCCUACACGCCUCUAGACGAGUCCUUCGUCUCGGCUUGGAAUGAGGGCUCAGAUCCGCGGGUCAGUGCGACGACCUACCUGGCUCUUCAGAAUCUUCUGGCGCAGCCUCCUUCCUUCCUCCAGCGAUCUCGUGCCACUACUCCAUCUUCAGACUCUGCGCCAAUCUUUUCUGCGCCAGUGACAGCAGCACCAUCAGUCUCGGGCUCUGACGAUGCCGACGAAGAGAUCAUUCUCUCGGAGCCAACCGCUAUUCAGAAGGCCGACCUACUAGUCACCCAACAAUGGCUGCGACUAAUCGUGUGGCAAGCUUCUUUCCGCCAAAGCUUACUGAGUUGGACGGCCCCACACGAGAGCAUGCAUUUUGCCUUCCCAUUGGCAAUCGCGCGCUCAACAGCUUCCGUCCUGCAGAGUCUUCCCAGUACCGCCGUCGAAGUCCAUGGCAUGGGAAUAUUUGAGAAGAUAUUUGAGAUCGGAACCUGGUGCAUGAAUGUGCUCGGUGCGAUCGACCGCGCCAGCGCUGCCGGAACCCCAAUCAGUGGGCUCGGUUCCCUAAGCGGCGGCUUCAUGGGGAUGGACUUCCUUCCCGGAAGCGGGGACCUUGGUGUUCUUGGCGUCAGUAGGAAAGGUGCCGCCAUUGACCCGCUUGAGUUCUUCGUUCGCACCCUCAGCGCAACACCCAACAGCAGAACGCAGUUUGCCGAAAGGCUGUUGAUGUUUGCACAGGAACGGCCCGGCGGGAUGAGAAUGGCGCUGACCCCUUCGCUCACCUCACCCGUCCUCGGGCCUGGAGGCUUGUCUUUGUCGUGGCUAACAGACUCAGCGACCGGCAACCAACAAAUAGGCGGCAUCCUUGGGGAGGUGGUCAAGGAUGAGCAAGAGCCAGACCCCGAUUCCGAAAUGUACUCAAUGGGUGGCAACCUCGAAGCCGGACAGUCGACCUCAGCAUUCCUCGGCGACCCGCUGCUCGAUCCUAGUAACGUCAACGCCUUCAGCACCGCCCUGAACAGCGUGGCUGCGGGGCAACGAUCCAUCCCGGCCUCGAUACCCUCGCUGGCAACCUCAGUGCCGCUUCCAGACUGGACCAGCGACGUCAAUGGAGGGCCCCAGCAGGACUGGGAAUAUGACCUGACCAGCCCCUUGGUCGAUAGUUUCAGUAACCAAGUCUCAGCCUACAACAGCGGGACAGGAACCCCGAUCGGGACGUUCACGCCCGGCACGUUCUCGAGGCAGGACUCCGGUGACAGUUUGUACCAGUAUCAGCAAAGGCAGCGACAGCAAUUCACGAGUGGGUUUAACAACGGUGGGAGCUCUAGCAGCAUCGGCAUGGCCAAUGAAUAG